AUGACACCUGGUCAAAUUUCAUCAUUUAUUUCACAUUUCUCUAUUCAUCAAUUUAAUAGAUUAUGUACAUUAACACUUUGUAAAAUAACAGAACAAGAUUUAAAUAAAUUUCUUAAACAUAUUACUAUUUCUUCAUUUACUUCAUUAAUUAUCGAACAACGUGCUUGUUAUACUUCUUCGAAUAGUCAAUUAACAAUGUCUAUUCUUUCUCACAUAAUAACACAAUCUAAUCUUUGUAAACUUGAAUUAGACAUGAGAUCUUAUUCUACAGAUGAAAUAUUAUGGCCUAGUCAAUGUUCUAUAAAAUAUUUAACAAUUUCGGAUUGUAAUUCUAAUCAAAUUGUUAUUAUUCUUCGUCAUUCAUCUCAUUUACAAUCAUUUAUUGUAAAGAAUUGUAUUAUACAUAAUUUAACUAAAACAAUUUCAAUAUCAUCUGAUUUAAAACCAUUAACAUCAAUGAUAUUUGAAGAUAGUGAAUUAUUAAUGGAUACACUUGGAUGGUUUCUUUCAUCAAUGCCUUCACUUAUUUAUCUUAAAUUAGAAGGACGACCAUUUAUGUAUGAUUCAAUAUUUGGUCAAAUUCGAUUAGAAAAUUUUAUUCAAACAAAAUUACAUUAUUUAGAAAAAUUUGAAUUCUUUUUUAGUUUUGUUUAUUCAGAGGUUAUACAAAAUCGUAGCAAUUCUAUUGAAACACGUCUUGAACAAUUUCGAACUCCAUUUUCGCUUGAAAAUAAACAUUGUUUUGUUAAUUGUGAUUAUAUUAAAAGUUCUGGUGAGAUUUUAUUAUAUUCAAUACCUAUAUGUAAUCAUCGUUUCGAAUAUUAUGAUCAUUCAAAUAAAACUUCAAGUUCAACAUCUUCUACAAUUUAUAAAGAUUCAAUAAUAAUGGAUAAUGUGCGUGAACUUGAUUGA
Rotaria sp. Silwood2 is the source of this 912-nucleotide messenger RNA. The record is from the annotation of a GenBank genome assembly. NCBI's taxonomy places the organism in Eukaryota, Metazoa, Rotifera, Eurotatoria, Philodinida, Philodinidae.